AUGUCGAGCGUCCUCAUCCAGGAACAGCAGAACCUCCAUCGCGGUCUUGCGCCAACGGUGCCCCGAGACUCCACCCACCACUCGCGUCUUGCUGUUUCGAAACAACAAGGCCGAGUCCGUAUCCGCAUCGGUCUCCAGGCGCUGAGUCUGGAUGUACUAAGGCGGAAGGCAGAUGAGUCUGCCGGUAAUUAUGGUCCAGCCAUCAGUGAUUGA
Molecule: messenger RNA, 213 nt
Organism: Pyrenophora tritici-repentis Pt-1C-BFP
Lineage: Eukaryota; Fungi; Ascomycota; Dothideomycetes; Pleosporales; Pleosporaceae
Source: RefSeq, a predicted model, not a curated record